UGCACUCACAUUCAGAUUUUGCAACCGUUUUCAUUUGCCAAUUUUCGACAGCUCAACGUGGAUGUUCAAGCAUUGUUAGCCAGAUAUUUGGAAAUCAACGUAAUAAGCAAGAAUUUUCACAAACAAGAUCGCAAUUUGUCUGCAGCUUUAAAAAUAUCAAUAUUAAUCGUAUAACAUUCAAACAUAUACUUUUUAUAAAUCUCACCUCUUUUAUGAGAUCUGCUUUAUCUGAUUUAUUUAUUACUUUUAGAGCUACG
Messenger RNA from Dentiscutata erythropus, 257 nucleotides. NCBI's taxonomy places the organism in Eukaryota, Fungi, Glomeromycota, Glomeromycetes, Diversisporales, Gigasporaceae. The record is from the annotation of a GenBank genome assembly.